AUGCAGUUUAAGAAACGGAUAAAAUCAGUGGCUGUUGAUGGCUCGGAUGUUUUACCUGCUGCUAAAGAAGCAGCUAAGAAGGCCUCAGCUAGAAAAGAAGCGAAAGAAGCUGCUGCAAAAGUCAUUCUCAUCGUCUCUCGUUUUCUCUGGUUCUCUGUCGGCGAUAGAAAGGGCGACUCGUCUCUCGUUCUCUCUCGACCCAUCUCUCCCGAUUCAUCGCCUCCGACUGGUUCUAUCUCCCUCUCUCGCGACGGCUCUCUCUCCCUCUCUGGCGACGGCUCUAUCUCCCUCUCUCUCGACGGCUCACUCGGCGGCUCUCCGGUACUCUCUCGACGGCUCUAG
Eruca vesicaria subsp. sativa (arugula) is the source of this 342-nucleotide messenger RNA. The record is from the annotation of a GenBank genome assembly. NCBI's taxonomy places the organism in Eukaryota, Viridiplantae, Streptophyta, Magnoliopsida, Brassicales, Brassicaceae.